UUGGUGGAGCGGUUCGGUGACAAAAUCCAAACGGAAAUGUGAACGAUAUCGAAUGCAUUAGAUUGCCGAUAAGCCACCACCACCCCGGAUCCUCCUCCGCCUCCGCCUCCUCCUCCUCCGGCGGUCGAUCGAGCACCGGCGCAACCCAACCACCGACGACAAUGACCGCAAGCCUUUCAUGGUCGUCCCUCUCCAAGUCCUUCCGCUUCCCCAGACGCCCUGCCCGUUCCCUCUCCCUCGCGCCUCGCAUCGCUUGCUCUUCCUCUCCCUCUCCCUCUUCACCUCCGUUACAGUUCGACAUCUCCUUCGCUCCCCCCAAGCCCAAGCCGAAGCCCAGGCCCGACUCCGGCUCCGGCGACUGCAGCUUCAUCUCCGGCGCGGGCCAGCAGCUCUUCAUCCCCUGGAUACUCCGGGGCGAGGACGGCCAGCUCAAGCUCCAGUCCCACCCUCCCGCCCGCCUCAUCCACGCUCUCGCCCACGCCGACACCGGGGAGAAGAGGGCGAAGAAGAAGGAUAAGCCCAAGGCGGCGGCGGCCGGCGGGGAGCCCAAGUAUUCCAAGGCGGCGCGCCGGUUCUACAACGAUAAUUUCAGGGAUCCCCCGCAGCGCCUCAGCAAGGUUCUCGCUGCUGCCGGGGUGGCAUCGAGACGGAGCAGUGAGGAGCUCAUUUUCGAAGGCAAGGUCACUGUUAAUGGCUCUGUGUGUAAGACCCCUCAGACUCGAGUUGAUCCUAUGAAGGAUGCCAUUUAUGUCAAUGGGAACCGCCUGCCCAAAAAGUUGCCGCCAAAGGUCUACCUUGCUCUGAACAAGCCAAAAGGGUACAUUUGCUCUGCUGGGGAGAAAGAGUCUAAAUCCGUGUUGGAGCUGUUUGAUGACUAUCUGAAGAUCUUGGGCAAGAGAAAUCCCGGACUACCCAAACCCCGACUAUUCACUGUUGGCCGACUCGAUGUUGCCACAUCUGGCUUGAUCAUUGUGACUAAUGAUGGAGAUUUUUCUCAAAAAAUUUCACAUCCUUCUGCAAAUUUAUCUAAGGAAUACAUUGCAGCUGUAGAUGGUGAGGUGCACAAGCGACAUUUAAUAGCCCUCAGUCAGGGAACAGUUGUCGAUGGAACUCACUGCAUCCCGGACUCUGUGGAGUUAUUGCCAAGGCAGCCAGAUAAUUCAAGACAUCGUCUUCGGAUUGUGGUCCAUGAAGGGAGGAACCAUGAAGUCAGAGAGCUUAUGAAAAAUGCUGGACUUCAGAUUUAUUCAUUAAAGCGAGUCCGAAUUGGGGGUUUCAGACUUCCAGCUGAUCUUGGGCUCGGGAAACAUGUUGAAUUGAAACCAGUUGACCUUCAGGCACUGGGUUGGAAGAGCUGAGAAAUCACUGCUCAUGCUGGACUGAGUUUCUCUGAAGUUUCUCCUGCAAGAGCACUCAAGACAAAUGGGAAAAGAUAUUCAUUGUCAUGGAGAGUUUGAGCAUUUGCUUCCCGCCCUCUGAGCUGCUGGUUGAACUACAUACUUAUUGCUUGAAGAUUAAACCACGAGAGGCAGUUACAGUUGUUCGACAUUCAUACCAGAGAUGGAAAAUUGUAAGAGCCGGUAGAGUCAUCUCUGUUGCAGCAUUUCUGGCUGAGUAUAUAUUGAGGAGAAUAGGAACCUCAUGGUCAUUAAUUUUUAUUGCAAGAAGUUUUAGCUUCGUUUGGAGGACUUUAGAAAUUGAAUUUUCUGUCCAUUUUUUCAUGAAAACAGGCUCUGCUAAGAUCUGCACAUAAUGCAAUCGAAAUCUAUUAAUACAA
Syzygium oleosum is the source of this 1777-nucleotide messenger RNA. RefSeq names its product putative ribosomal large subunit pseudouridine synthase SVR1, chloroplastic. Gene Ontology annotation, cellular component: chloroplast. The record is from RefSeq and is a predicted model, not a curated record. NCBI's taxonomy places the organism in Eukaryota, Viridiplantae, Streptophyta, Magnoliopsida, Myrtales, Myrtaceae. The transcript has 11 exons. Bases 162 to 1358 code for a protein of 398 amino acids. Gene Ontology annotation, biological process: maturation of SSU-rRNA from tetracistronic rRNA transcript (SSU-rRNA, LSU-rRNA, 4.5S-rRNA, 5S-rRNA); pseudouridine synthesis; maturation of LSU-rRNA from tetracistronic rRNA transcript (SSU-rRNA, LSU-rRNA, 4.5S-rRNA, 5S-rRNA). Gene Ontology annotation, molecular function: pseudouridine synthase activity; RNA binding.